AUGUCUGCUCGCAGCGAAGACGGCAGCACCCUGGGUGAAUCUGCCUACGAGUUUAUCGACACGGACACCGAGAGCCGCGAUGAUAAUGCCACAGAAUCUAUUGCCUCCACAGACUUCGCUCGUCCAGACGAUGUUGCUAGUCUUGCGGACACAGAGCGCAGCGGAGAGGAGAGUGGGGACGAUGAAACAUCAGAUGCACCUAUUCCAGACUUUCCAAGCUUCGACCAGGCUGUCGAGCAAGCUUUCGAUACUCCCACAAUAGGACGCAGCGCUGCUGCCUUCAUCGAGGAAAGCGAGCGGCCUCUAGUACAGUCUAUCGAGUUCGAGGAGCCGUUCAGCCUCGGCGCUGAGAAUGUUUCGGUCAAACACACUGUUGCCGACUUCAACGAGGCAAAGACAACUAGAAUAGCGGCAGACAUGAAGCUCGAGAACCCGCCGAAACGUUUAGUCGUAACGAUCCGCCAAACUAUGACCAAGCAGGGACUUUUCACACGGGAUCCUCUUCGAAUACUCUACGUUGGCAGUCACUCAGCUAAGCAAGAUAUCAUCCACAAGCUAGCGAGCUCAGUUACGGCUUCUACAGAGGGUGAUAAGCGUGCACAGCACCUUCGUUAUUCAGCCUCUCAACUGUACAAUGUUGUUCCUGUCUCUGCUUUUGGCUCUGAGCGUACCCCGGAGAUCGAACUAAUGCACUCAUCCGGAUAUCAAAUCAAGGUCGAGGAUUGUGUUUCUGCCCAGACGUUGAAAUUCGAGGAUUCUCCCGAGAAGCCUGAUGUCAUCAAACUGACGUUAGAGGACAACUUCUCUUAUCACUCUGUUCCUGAGGGUCAAGGAUUUACUGUUGAGCCACACUGGGAAUUACCUCACAUUGCGGUCUUCUACUGCUCGGAUAGCGACGGCGUUGACGCCACUCGGACGAGAUUAGUAGCAAGAAAGUUCAUGAGCCGCCACUUUAUCCCUUCUGUUGUCAUAUCACACAAGCAGUUGUUCAAGCGGGCCCAAUGUAUGUCGCUGGACCAACAUUCUAUCCAUAUGUGCUUGGAGUCACGAGAUACGAGUGGCAGAGGAAAUGUCAUCCAUCAACGGCUUCCUAUCGACCUCGCUUCGUUCUUGAAUAUCGAUGCGAGGCAGAUGAACAGAAAUCUUGCAUACCUCACUGGACUACACGAGCCUCUGGAAGAGUCUCAAGUUACAGUUUCUCCUACAAAGAAACAGACUGAGCCCGUUGACCAACCCGACCUUGAGAAGACAUCCUUCAGCAUCAGCGAUAGUGUCAGUUUUAUUCGCCAUCGAAAUGGUGCUGAAUGGCGAGCGCUUAUGCCGGUUGGACUGCUGCUUCUGAGUGUUUUUGCUGCAGUCUUGACAGGCGUUCCAAGCUACCGGUUCUCGAGCAAGCCUGCCAUCUCAAUCAACAGUAAGACCAUGUCAACCAUUCCUAUUUCUUCCACCAAGCCCCUCACCGAGCCUGCACUUGUGCAGAGUAUCACGUCGGCCAGUUCAGUCCCCGUCAGCACUGCUACACGUACAGUGACCGUCACCCAAGCACAUUCAUCAGCGCCCAAUAGUCUCUCUGUUUUUUCUUCGAUGGAAGUUGCAAAAGCAUCUCAGAAAUUUCAGGAUCAACCCAAGUCUACUAACAAGUCCGUCUGCUCUGCCCAAGUUCUUGGAGAUAGAGAGAUACUUAUCCGCAUCCCCUCCGCUACGAAACUAAGCUGGUUAAUCAAGGAAGCUAUGUCUGUUAAUAUCACAAGAGGUAAUGAAAUCGUUGACACUGAGCGUGCCUACAGCUCUGAUGACGGUAUUGUGCUACUUCUGUCUAAGAAGGAGGCCUACGGGGUGAUGAAUGUUUCUAUUAUUACCACCAAGAAGCCGAGAGUCAAUGAAACAUUCCAACUAGAUUUUGGCACGCCCUCCUCUAAACUAUGGCAACCCUUCAUAGACAAUAUGCCUUCCUGGUUCUCGGACGAAUUCAUGCAUCCGCCCUCCAUUUCGGAGAUACGGUCCACAACUGAAAAGGUCCUCGAGAAUGCGCGAAUUCAAUCGCAAUCUACACUGAAUCGAAUGGAAGAUGCUAGGAAAGUUGCCAUUGAACAAAUAACUUCAGCUACUGAAAGCAUCACCGACCUAGGCAAAGCCAUGUCUCUUGAAGUUGCCAAACGGAGCGCUAUCUUUUCGAAGGAAAUCAGUAUUCAAGUUGCAGAGGCUGAAGCCAGGCUGACGAAAACAAUGAAGGAUACCCUUCAAGAGCCGGUAAGCGAGGGGUUAUUCAAAGCUCAGGUCCAGUCAAGGCUUCUUUGGCUCAAGAUGCAAGGCAACGAGGACGAGUAUAAAAAAUAUGAGAAAGCUGCUAUGGAGGCGGCACACCAGAGGGCAGAGAGAUCAAAGAUGGCAAGCGCAAAUGGGAAGUGUAAGAAAGAUAGGAAGAAGGGCCAGGAGGUGAGAUGUGCAGAGAAGAAAGCCGGUAGUUGCAGAGCCAACAGGGCUGCGAGGAAGGAAACGAGGGCAGCGAAGAAAUUAGCCAAGAACAAGAAGCCUUAA
Messenger RNA from Venustampulla echinocandica, 2538 nucleotides. RefSeq lists its product as uncharacterized. The record is from RefSeq and is a predicted model, not a curated record. Bases 1 to 2538 code for a protein of 845 amino acids. Lineage: Eukaryota; Fungi; Ascomycota; Leotiomycetes; Helotiales; Pleuroascaceae. The transcript has a single exon.